Radiomyces spectabilis is the source of this 597-nucleotide messenger RNA. RefSeq lists its product as uncharacterized. NCBI's taxonomy places the organism in Eukaryota, Fungi, Mucoromycota, Mucoromycetes, Mucorales, Radiomycetaceae. The coding region runs from base 140 to 544 and encodes 134 amino acids. The transcript has a single exon. The record is from RefSeq and is a predicted model, not a curated record.
CCGUCAUUGAUGUGAUACUACGGUAUCUAUCACAAAAUCAUUCAAAGUUGUAUAUAAAGGAAUCAAUGGCUUUUUUGAUGAAAUUACUGCUAUCUCUCCUCUGGACUUGUCAUCAAAACAAAAACAAUAAAGUAAUAUAAUGCGUUCUGUCUUCCAAUUGCUAUUAUUCUCGGUCGUGAUCGCUUUGGCUAUGAUCCAGGCAACGAUAGCGCAAGAAGUAGAAGCAGCGUCUGCCGAUUCUGACGUGAAGCAAGCCGCAGCGGCAGCUAAUGAAGAAAUCAAUAAUCUACAGGCGACAAUCCCUCCAAACGUACCAUUGCCCACGGCCACGGUGGUUGUUACUGAUACUAUCACUACUACUGUCGCAAGCUUUACCCAGACAUUUACAAGCACCAUUCCGGGAAAACCCACCGGUACAGAGAAGCCGACUCACACGCCAGUUAGCGGUGCCAGCCAAACUCCUGGACGCGCUUACAUGGCGCUUUUUGUCUCGAUUGGUAUUGCUGUAUUUCAUGAAGCUCUCUUCAACCAAUUCAGCUCAUGAUGUGCUAUGCCUGUUGAACUUGCGUGAAAUUUACAUCACCAUACUAUAAUAAC